Messenger RNA from Colletotrichum destructivum, 1406 nucleotides. RefSeq lists its product as uncharacterized. Bases 4 to 852 code for a protein of 282 amino acids. NCBI's taxonomy places the organism in Eukaryota, Fungi, Ascomycota, Sordariomycetes, Glomerellales, Glomerellaceae. The transcript has a single exon. The record is from RefSeq and is a predicted model, not a curated record.
GUCAUGCCAUCAACUACAUCCACCACCCCAGCAACAUCGUCUUCCCACCUCCCGUUGGACGGUUUCUCGCGUGUCCGUCACCUUUUCAACCCUUGGGAGGAGCCCCAUCCAGGCAAACGACUACCUCUCACAGUGGCGGAAGAGGCGAGCAGGGACUCUGAGAAGGUUGCGCUCGUUGGUUCACAACACAUCGACGGUGGAUGUAACGGUGGUAUGACCGCAAAGGAACUGAAUCCGUACCGCAACAGUCGGCCCUGGCUUGUACGACGCCCGAUCCGCGUUCGAUCACGAACCCCGGCUCCGCUCAAGAUCACGACGGAGAUCGCCGACGAUGCAAAGCUCGAGUCGAUGCCGCCAGUUCAGAAUGUCGUAGUACCCUCCCCCGCAAUGGCCACUCCUGCCAUCCCUGCCGCCAUACCGGAGGCGGACGUCGAGAAGCCUGAUGCCGAGGCCAUGGCUGUUCCGGCGGCGGCUGCCGCGGAUGUCAAGUCAAGCGAGAUGCCACUGCCAACGUCGCCACCGAUCGACUGCCAAUUCACCGACUUUUCCAACCUACUUGGCAUCAGCGUGCAGCCUCCGUCGGAGGAGGAGGCCGUCCCCAUUGUCCAGAGCGAGAACAGUUCGUACUGCCAUGCUGCGCCUGACGAAGACAUCUACGGCUGGGACGCCGAGCUCGAGCGGCAGAGCCAACACAGCAGUCCGACCCUGUCAUGCCCGUACGACCAUGACUACCAGUACCGACGGACUAGCAUGACGAAGCGCAGUCUCCUGCAUCGCGUUUUCAGCAUGGGGAAUGCCCCCAAAGACUUUGACAGCGUUGACAUACGCCGAGCUAGCAGCACCUCCAGCUAGACAUUUCAAACGAAUAUCUCACGAAUGGAGCAGCCUUGCUGCUCCCAAUCGAAAUCCCACUCUUCAGCUUUCGCACGAAGCUAUGAUACCACUUUUUUCUUUUGCAUUUUCUACCUUUUGGCAUUCAACUUUUGUAUUCUGGCAUCAAGACCCCCUUUUUUCUUUUUCUUUUAUAUAUUGGGUUAUUAUCAUUAUUUUUGCGACAAGAUAUCACGACUACAUCUUCUGGAAAAGAACGGGGAAAAUCAUAGACAAUGGGGAUUGGGUCAUUUGCAUGAGGAGUUAUUGUGGCAUUUACAAGGCUUGGCCAAGCCUGGACAAUCUCAUGAUGCAUUGCGAGGAGCUUUGGCGGGGAGCGGUUGCUUUUAUUUCAUGCAAGACACAGGGAACAAAAAGCAUUAUUCAUUCAGAGUUUCUGGGGGAUUAGAAUAAGGCUUCCUGGGAUAGCUUCCUGGGAUAGCUCACUGGCAUAUUUGGAAUGGCUGAGACGAGGUUUAUGACCAUUUUAUUUAGAUGUGCUAUAUCACUUCACGAAGUAGGAUUCUGAUGUUUUG